AUGACAUUUCUGCUCUUUCUUGCUGCAGCUGUGACAUUUUGUAAUGUCACCUCCGCGAAGAAGCUGGCUCUGAUUACGGGCCUGAAUGGUGGGGGGGUGUUGACCGGGUUGAAUGGGGGGGUGUUGACCGGGUUGAAUGGGGGGCUGUUGACUGGGCUGAAUGGGGGGCUGAUAACUGGGGUGAACCCGGGGCUGGUACUGAACCCUGGCCUUCUGAACGGGGGCAAUGCCCUCAUCGCCCAGCCACAGCUGGCACAGAUGGCUCCUGGUGUCCCAUUUGUUAUGCAGCCCCCUCAGUUUGGGUUUCCCCAAGCUGGGGCUCAGCAGCAGCAGCCACCACCGCAGUUUGCUUUUCCAUCUGGCAAUGGGGGAUUUCCUUAUUUUGCUGGUUUUCCUCAAGGCCAACCUGGAAUGUUUCCUCCACAACAAGCUGCGGGUGGGAAUGCUCAGCAGCAGCAGCAGCAGCAGCAGCAGCCGAAUCCCAACGUGAGGAGAUUCAAGAGGAUGCUUAGAAAACUCCAAAAAACCAGUGUUGGUGUGACUCAGGCUCCUCUUUCUAUUGAGACUACACCUCCAAGCCCAACCCCAAACACAGCUGCUGUGAAAGAUAUUCUGUGCACAGAAAAGAAAUAAGUUGACACCACCAGUGUUUGGUUUGGAAGAAUGUCUACACAGAUGCACAGAAAGACUUGUGAUCUAUACAAUGUUUUAGUUUUAGUCUGUUAUGCAUAUUAUGCUAUACUAUAAUUGGUGUGUGACAGAAGAAAAUAAAAUCUACUAUAUUGCAAAUAC
Messenger RNA from Alosa alosa (allis shad), 792 nucleotides. It is a transcript of the gene scpp9, whose product is annotated as secretory calcium-binding phosphoprotein 9. Bases 1 to 633 code for a protein of 210 amino acids. The record is from RefSeq and is a predicted model, not a curated record. The transcript has 9 exons. Lineage: Eukaryota; Metazoa; Chordata; Actinopteri; Clupeiformes; Clupeidae.